AUGAAGAAAAAUCCAAAAAGUACUGAAGAGAUCACGGAUUUGCCUAAUGUUGAUAAUUCAGAUAAUUGUAUGAAAAUGAAUAAUAUAAAAAAUGGAGACGAUGGAAAUAAUAAUUAUGGGAAAUCAGAUAACACAAAUGAAACAAAUCUGAAUGAUACUUUAAGUUACAACAAGUAUGGGAAUAAUUUCUUAAGUUACAAUGGAAAUUAUGGUUCGAAUAAAAUGUACAAUAAUCAGAAUAUGAACAAUAGAUAUUAUAAUAAGAUACAUUUUAAUGAAGAGAAUUAUGAGUAUUUUGGAAGGGGUAGAAAUUACAAAAAUUGCAAUAAUAAUGGUAAUUAUAACAACAAUAAUAAUAAUAAUUAUAAUUACUAUAACCAUUAUAAUAAUAAUAGUAGUAAUAAUAAUAAUAAUAGCAGUGGUAUAAGUAAUAAUUAUCAUGAUGGGGAUUAUGUGAAAUAUAACAAAAAGGGAAGUACUAUUCACAACAGAUAUAAUAAUAUCUAUACUACAAGUACUACCCAUAACACCUAUAAUAAUAAUAAUAAUAAUAAUAAUAAUAAUAGUAGUAGUAGUCACAAUUUUCAUAUUUCUAAUAAUAAUUUAAGUGGCAAUAAUUAUCAUUAUUAUAAUCCAUAUAAUUAUUAUAAUGGAUGUACAACUAUAGACAAUGAGUUGAAUGAAAAAGACCAUAAGCAGAUAUCGUCAAAAAAGAUGUCAAAUAGCGUGGCAACAGCAAGAAGUGAAUAUACUAGCGAAAGUAAAGAAUAUCAAGCUAAUGAUAUUAAUAAAAAAAAAAAUGAAUUCAAUAGGAAUGAUACAUGUAAAAAUGAUGUGAAAACAAAUGAUGUGAAAACAAAUGAUGUGAAAACAAAUGAUAUGAAAACAAAUGAUAUGAAAACAAAUGAUAUGAAAACAAAUGAUAUGAAAACAAAUGAUAUGAAAACAAAUGAUAUGAAAACAAAUGAUAUGAAGACAAAUGAUGUACGUCCAAUGAACAAAGAUCAGAAUAUGAAAAAAAACAUAAGAAUUAAUAAAAAUUAUUUUCCCAAAGGAAUUACUUCACCAAGAAAUAAUGGUAAUAUAAAUGAUACAUAUAUAAGAGACGAUAAUGUAUUAAAUACAUACGAAGAAAGUUUUACAAUGAAAAAUAAGAAAAAAAAUUAUUAUAGGUAUCAAAAUAAUUAUAAAAAUAAUACUUCAAACCAUUUCUAUAAUUCUUUGAAUAUGAAAUUGAUUAAUUAUGGAAACUUUGGUUACAAUAACAAUAAUCAUUAUAACAACAAUUAUAAUAAUAGUAGUAAUAAUUAUUACCAUAAUAAUAAUUAUCAUAAUAACCAUAGAGUCAACAUACAUAUGAAUUACAGAAAUAAGAACAACUGCAUGAAUAAUUAUUAUCCAUAUAAUAAUUACAUUGAUGCAAAGGAAAAUGAUACUAUGCAAAAAGGUACUUCCAGUCGUAAUAUCCUUUAUGAUAACAAAAAUGACGAUACAAAUUUUAACUGUUUUGGAAAGGAUAAAUAUGCAAAUAAAAAAAAUGAAAUUGAUAAAAAUCAAAAUGACAGUGUUGUUGUUUAUGAUGAGAAUACCAAUAAGGAGGACCAUAAGGAUGACAAUAAAAAUAGUAGUAAUGAUAAUAUACCGAAUGUUAAUAAUAGUGAUAAUUGUAAUUUAACUAGUGACGAUAGGUUAAGGUCAAGUAUCCAGGAAAAUAAUACAUGUAUAUCACCAAAAAAUAAUAGUGUUGUACUUAAUAAUACAAAUAUGGAAGAAAAUCGUUCUUAUAGCAAUAAUGAUAAUUCAUCAAAAGAUAUUAUUAUGGAUAAUAUGUGUGAUAAAUAUAAAAAAGAAGGCAAGCCCUCUGAAAACAGUGUAUAUGUUAAUACAUAUAAUGAUAAGGAAAAGAUAAAUCAUGAUAGUGAUGUGGCAAUGGAAAAGGAUAAUUCAGAUAUAAUAUAUACUGAAAUAGAACAAAAUUAUAAUAAAAAAAAUAAUAAUAAUGAUAAAAAGAAGGAUGAUAAUAUAGCUAAUGUUAAGGCUCAUUCCAAUUUUUAUGAUACAUUUGAUAAUAAUGAUAAGAGACAUGAUGAAAAUGGAAUGGCAGAAAUAAAAGGAGAGGAGGAAAAUCUAGAUAUAAAAAAAAUCUCCAUUAAAAACAGUAUGAAUAAAAAUAAUGUAUCCUAUUUGGAGAAUGAGCAAUAUUUGAAAUGUAAAAUUGGAGAGGUAACGAAUAAAAAUGAACAAGGUAAUACAGCUGAAAAUAAUAAUAAUAGUAAUAAUAAUUAUAGUAAUAAUAAUAAUAAUAAUAAUAAUAAUAAUAAUAGUAAUUAUAAUAGUAAUUAUAAUUAUAAUUAUUAUUAUCAUAAUAAUAUUAAUGAUUAUGAUGAUUAUUACGAUAUUAACGAUAAUAAUAAUUUGUUUAAGGAUGAAAAUUUUGAUAAUUCCACAAAUAAUAAAUGUUUUAAAUAUAAUAAUAGGAAUAAUAUAAAAAAUGACCACUCAUUCAAAUCACAUAUACAAUGUAAUAUGAACAGUUCUUAUAAUUAUAGUAAUGGAAAUACUUUACAUAGUGAAGGAAGUAAGGAAUUAUCUUAUGAAAAGAAUUAUUAUUCAUUUUCAAAAAACGAGACUUUUAAGAAAAAGGGUCCAAAUAAAAAUUACGCAAAUGGGUAUAAUUUUAAUUACAGUAAUAGGAGUGGGAAAAAUAUGAAGAAUCAUAACUAUGCCUAUAAUAAUUUUAACGCAGGAUAUCAAAGAAGUAAUAUGUCAAAGGAUAAUAAAUAUAAUGAUGAUGAGGGAAAUAAUAUGUAUGAAAAUGACGAGAAUAACAAUAAGGGAGACACAAUUAAAAAUAAUGAUAUUAUAAAUGAUAAAAGGGAGGAUGAUAAGAAUAUAAAACAUGUAAAAUAUGAUGAUGAUCAUAAUCAAAAUCUAGAUAAAGAUAAAGAUCAUAAUCAAGAUAAAGGUCAAAAUCAAGAUAAAGGUCAUAAUCAAGAUAAAGGUCAUAAUCAAGAUAAAGGUCAUAAUCAAGAUAAAGGUCAAAAUAAAUAUCAAGAUCAAUAUCAAGAUCAAUAUCAAGAUCAAUAUCAAGAUCAAUAUCAAGAUCAAAAACAUGAUCAAAAACAAGAUCAAAAACAAGAUCAAAAACAUGAUCAAAAACAUGAUCAAAAACAAGAUCAAAAACAAGAUCAAAAUCAAGAUAGCAUUAUUAAAAAUAACCAUAUAAUUAGUAUAGAGGAUGAUAAAAACGAAUGUGAGAUAUAUUAUCAUAGAGAUAACAAUAUUAUUAAUUUUGAUAAAACUGAUAACAACUGUGAUGUUCAAUAUUCUCCAAAUUUACAAAAUGAUGACCCUAACAUAACUAUUGAAAAUAAAGAGGAGAAAAAUAUCAAUACUGAUAUAACAAUUUGUGAUGGUUCAAUUAUACCAAAUAAUAAAAAUUACACUUAUAAUAAUUAUAGAAAUGAAGAAAAAAAUAGGAUUAGAAAUAAUUGCCAAGGUGUAAUAAAUAUGAUACAUGACAAUGACAACAUGAAUUAUCAUCCUAUUUCAAAAAAACGAUAUGGUUAUUUUAAAGAUAAGAAUUUCUCUUAUAAUAAACAUGUAGAGUCAGAUAAUAAUGUACGCAAUUAUGUCGAUCAUACACCUAUAAAUAUUUCUACAUAUAAUGAUUCCUACAAAACAAAUUUCCAAAGAAAAAAGGAUUAUAAUAGUUAUAUGACAAUGCCUUAUUCAAAUAAAAAGGAUAUUAAAUAUUAUAAGAAGAAAGGGAAAAUAGAGAGGAGAAUUAAAGAACAUAAUUGUUACAGUGGUAUAGUAGGAGAAAAUGAAAGAAAUAAAAUAAUAGAUAACAUUGGUGUAACAACUUCAAAUGGAUAUAUUACCCAUAAUAUUCAAAAUAUUCAAAAUUUUAAGAAUAUACCAAAUGUUAAGAAUAUGAAAAAUGUUCAAAAUAUACAAAAUGUUCAAAAUAUACCAAACAUUUCAAAAAUCUCCAACAUGCCCAAUAUAUCUAACAUUUCUAAUGGGUCUAAUAUUCCAAACAUGUAUAAUAUCCCGAACAUUCCGCAUAUCGUUAAAGGACAAGACCAAUUUUGUAAUUCUACAUAUGGAAGAAGCAACAAAGAAAGAAAAGCUAUCAUAUCGUCCAACUCAACUACCAAUUUAACUUUUGACACAAAAAAAAAGGCUACACAAAAUACCUGGGUUAUUGACCAUAUAAACAAUGAAGAAGAGGAACAAAUGAAUAACAUAACCUCCAUUUCAAACACAACGGUGAACUGUUACAAAUCCGAGUUUUCAUGUUAUAAAGAUAAUUAUAAAUACAAAAAACAUUCAACUCAUAUUUCUACACCCAAUUAUUCAAUGAACAAAGAUAACGGUGUACUAAACGUAAUAAGUUCUGUUGACAAAUUAGUAAAAAAUGAAUACAUGUACAACGAAGAAAAGGGAAGAAAACGAGCAAACAAAAUUAAUAAUAAGAUGAACUGGCAAAAAAAAGGAUUCAUGUUAGAGCAAAAUAGGGAGAAAAUAAAUAUAGUAUUAAAUGAAGAAAUGAAUAUGCCGAAUGUGGUGAAUUGUACUAAUACAUCAACUGUAUUAAAUGAUGCAAAGGAAUUUCAAACGUAUGACGAAUUGAAACAAAAGAAAAAAAACAAAAAAAAAAUAGAAGAAUUGUUUUGUAUGAAGAAAUCAAUAGAUUUGUUGCAUGUAAGAUCAAGAUCUGAAAAUUUCCAUUGCAGGAAAAAUAGUUUUAAGAACUUGGAAAUUUCUAUGAUGAAACCGCAUAUGCAACACUUUGAACAAUCUAUAAAUAUGGAAGGGUUUAGAUGUAUAUUGAGUAAAAUGAUGAUUAAUUAUGAAGGUGAUAUGAUAGUGGAUGAUCAAGAGGAGGAAGAAAAAGAAGAAGAAAAAGGACAAGAAAAAGAACAUAAACGGGAAUGCCAAUGCGAAUGCCAAUGCGAAUGUCAAUGCGAAUGCCAAUGCGAAUGCCAAUGCGAAUGCCAAUGCAAAUGCCAAUGCGAAUGCCAAUACCAAUGUCAAUGUCAAUGUCAAUGUGAACAUCUAAAUGAACAAUAUAAUGAUAAUAAAAAUCAUCCUGAGCAUGAUAAGGAAGACAACAUUAUUCAGAAGAAAGAUGAAGAUGAAAUAAAAACCGAAAAGGAUCAUAAAGAAGAAGAACAUGAAAUUUAUAACACCAAAGAAGAACCAAAAUAUUAUUCUAAUAAUAAUGUACACAACGAGUCUUAUGUCACACAUCAUGAUAGCCUUAAGAACAAUGAAACAAUUUCAACAAAUACUUCUGGUUGUUCUAUGAUUAAAAAUGACGAUUCUUUUGGUGAUAGUGUUAUAUCUAAUAGCUACUUAUAUAAGGAAAAUGAUUUAAAUACAAAUAGUUGUAUAAAUAAAAUAAAGCAAUUGAAGGAUGAUAAUAUAAAAAAGGAUAAUAGUAUGGAAGAGACUUAUAUGAACAAUAUGAACAUGAAUACUAUGGAUAGUAUACAUUUUGAUAGUAUACAUAUUGAUAGUUUACAUAUUGAUAAUUUACAUAUUGAUAAUAUAAAUAUUAAUACUACUAAUAACAUAUAUAAAAAUGGUGAUAUAGCAAAUAACAAUAGAAAUGGAGGGGAUGUUAACAGGGCUCUUUUUAAUUCUAGAGAAAACAUUACUGAUGAGUAUAGUAUGAAAACUCAAAACACUUUUCUUUGUAUAUAUGAUGAAAACAAUAAAGAAAUGUUUGAUAAAAAAAAAAAGAAAAAAGGGUUUUACCAAAAAAAUGAUUUUCCUAUGAAAAAGGAUGUAAGUAGUGAUAUUAUUUUAAAUAAGCGUUCAUUAGAAGAAAAAAAUAAUUGUGAUUUGACGAUAUAUACUAAUAAUAUAAAUAAUAGUGAUACGAAUAUGGAAAAUUGUUAUGAUACCUCUUGUGCUACCAAAACGUAUGAUAAUAUGAAUAGUAGAAAAUUUGGUAUGGAUACAUAUGUGAAAGAGAGUGAUAAAAUAACAAAUAGAUUGUGGAAUAAUAAUAUAGAUAGAUAUUCUUAUAAAAAUGGAAGGAAUGGAGUGUAUUAUAAUGAGUAUGGUAAGAUGGAAGGAGGAAGUUAUGAUUAUCACCCUAGUAAUAUUAUGAACAAGAAAUUUGGUAACAAUAAUGACAAUGAUAAUGAUAAUAAUAAUGAUAAUGAGAAUAAUAAUAAUGAUAAUAAUGAGAAUAAUAAUAAUGAGAAUAAUAAUAAUGAGAAUAAUAAUAAUAAUAAUAUUGAUGAUGAUAAUAAUAAUAAUAAUAAUAAUGAUAAUAAUGAUGAUAAUAAUAACAGUAAUGACAAGAGCAACAGCAUGAAUAAUAAUUUUGGUAAUUAUCAUAAUAAUAAUAGUAAUAGUAAUAAUAAUUAUCAUAAUAAUAAUUAUCAUCAUCAUAAUAAUAAUUAUCAUCAUCAUAAUAAUAAUUAUCAUCAUCAUAAUAAUAAUUAUAAUCAUCAUCACAAUAAUUAUAAUCAUCAUCACAAUAAUUAUCAUCAUCACAAUAAUUAUCAUCACAACAAUUACCAUGGUAACAAUCAUUUUAAUAAUUAUCAUCAUAAUAAUAUGAAUUCAUAUAAUGAUGGAAGAACCAUACCAAAUAAUAGUUAUAGUGGGAAAAAUAGUUACAAUAAUAAUAUGGGAGAACACAUAAAUAAUAUAGACAUAACAUCUGGUCAGAGGGUUCUGAAGGAUGAUAUGAAUAAAAAUAAUUUAUAUAUGGUUCAUAAUCAACAUAAUUUUGAAGAAUAUAAAAAUUAUAUGAAUACAAAUGUGAUAAGACAUAACAAUCUGCAUAAGAAAAAAUAUAUGACAGGUACAAAUUAUCAAGUGAAUAAUUAUAAUGAUACCUAUCAUUUUAAUAAUAUGAGGGGAAAACAGUAUUAUUUAAAUAAGUACAAUUAUAAUAAUCAUCAUGAUAUGGUAUAUACGAAUGGGAAAAACGUAGAUGUAUACAAGCAUAUGAGGGCAAACAAUAAAAUAGAAACAUAUAAUAAUAUGAUAAAUGGUAUGAAUGAUAUAAAUGUGAAUAAUAAUGUACGUAAUAAUACGAAUAACUAUUCUAAUGAUUCUUAUUUGCAUGCACAAAGUGGAGAUGUGCAAAAAGUAUAUACGAAUGAUGAAAUUGUAAAUGACAAACAUAAUAAUAAUGAUAAUAAUAAUAAUGAUAAUAAUAAUAAUAUUAGGAAUAAUAUUAGUAAUAAUAUUUGUAAUAGUAGUAAUGAUAAUAUGAUAGCAGUAGAUAUAAAUGAACAAAAUAAUAAAAGCGAGGUAAUUAAUAAAUGUGAUGAUAACAAUGAUGAACAUGAUAAAAUGGAUAAUAAAAGUGUGGUAAGUUAUAAAAGUUAUGGAAAUAAAAGCGGUAUAAGUGAUAAAUAUUUUAAUAAGCAUAACAAUGAAAAUAAUUAUAAAUAUAGUAACAACAAUUAUUUUAAUCAGUCUAAUGAUAUGAACAAAAUUACAAAUAAGUACAUGAACCAUAAUUAUUCCAACGAUAAUUUUAAGGAUAACUAUAACAAUAGUAAUGAUAAUAAAAAAAAAAAUUUACAUUAUUUUAAAAAAAAUAAAAUGAAUAAUACAUUUAAUAGUAAUAGAAAUAAGUACGGAAUUGAAAAUUAUGAUGAUGUAAAUUAUCCAAAGGAUUACAAUGAAGAUAAGAUGAACAAUAACAACAACAAUAAUAAUAAUAAUAAUAACAACAGAGAUAGACAUAAUUAUCAUACUGGUGAUAGAAAUAAUUAUUAUUACCAUAACCACAAAAAUGGUUAUGAUUUUGGUGUGGAAAAUAUCCCAAGUCAAAUUAAAAGAAGACAUCGAAAAUACAUGCCACCAAAUAAUUACCAAUUAAAUGAAAAUCAUUCAACAGUUAACAAUAAUAAUAAUAAUAAUAAUGAUAAUAAUUAUAAUUAUGAUUAUAAUAAUAAUAAUUAUAAAAAAUAUUAUUACAAUAAUAAUUAUAAUAAUAAUGAUUACGAUAAUAAUAAUAAUAAUAAUAAUAAUAAUAACAAUUAUUAUUAUUAUUGUAAUGAUGAUAAUUAUUAUAAACAGACAUACGAAAAAAAUAACCAAGAUUACCACAAUGAUGAUUUUAAUCUACCAGUAAAUUACUAUGAAGAUAAUAUGAAAGAAAAUAAUCAUAUGAAAGACAACAAUGAAUUUUUCAAAACUGAAGAAAAAAUAAAUGAAGAAAAAAUAAAUGAAGAAAAUAAAGUUGAAAAGGAAGACAGCAAUGAAGAAAGGGAAAAAAUAAAGAAUGAAAAAUUUAUGAGUGAUGAAAAAUUUAUAUGUGAUGAAAAAUUUAUGAGUGAUGAAAAAUUUAUGUGUGAUGAAAAAUUUAUGUGUGAUGAAAAAUUUAUGUGUGAUGAAAAAUUAACGUGUGAUGAAAAAUUAAUAUGUGAUGAAAAAUUAAUAUGUGAUGAAAAAUUAAUAUGUGAUGAAAGAUUAACGUGUGAUGAAAAAUUGAUGCACAACGAAAUAGAUGGAGAUAGAAAAAAAAUUCAAGAAAAUGUAAUUCCUUCAAAAGUAGACAAAGACAUUAAGAGAAGAAAAAAAAAGGAACAUUUUAAUAACUCGUUUUCAAAAGCAAAUAUAUUCAACAAUUCAUAUAACAUUAAGAACUUGAAUAAUAAUGAUAAUAAAAAUAUGAACACCAUAAGUGAUGAUACAAAUACAAUAAAUGAGAGGAAUGCAAAGAACAAAAAAAAAAAAAAGAAUUAUCAAAAUAAUGUAGACGUGGUUCUUGAUAAUAUAGAGACGGUACCUAGAGCAAGAGAAGAGAAAUUAAGGAAACAAAAAAAGGAUAAUAAAAAAAUAUACAAACUGAAAGAUAAUAAUAUUAAAGAUAAUAACAUUAAAGAUAAUAACAUUAAAGAUAAUAAUAUUAAUGAGGAUAGACAUUAUGAUGAUAAUUGUAAGGAUCAGAAUAAUUGUGAUGAUAAUUAUAAGGAUGAGAAUAAUUGUGAUGAUAAUUAUAAGAAUGAGAAUAAUUGUGAUGGUAAUAAUUAUGACAAUAAUAAUAAUAAUAAUAAUGAUAACAAUAAUUAUAAUGAAAAUAAUAAUAAUUAUUAUUAUGAUGAUGAUGAUAGUACGAUAAUUAAGAAAAAUUCAUAUACCUAUAAAGUAAAAGAUCAUUCAUAUUAUAAUUACAAUAGAAAUAUUUCUUCAACCAAUAAAUAUGAAUCAAAUUAUAUUGUACAUGAACAUAAUUCAUAUAAUAAUAAUAAUAAUAAUAAUGAAAAUUAUACAAAUCCAUAUGAAUAUAAAAAAAACAGUUAUAACAAAAAUAAUAACUACAAUAAUAAAACGAAUAAUAUGUACGACACAAAUAGUUACAAUAAAGGAUAUAAAAAUUAUAAAAAUAAAAAUCAUAAAACCACUCCCACAGAGCAGUACAAAAAAUUUUAA
Molecule: messenger RNA, 9420 nt
Organism: Plasmodium reichenowi
Lineage: Eukaryota; Apicomplexa; Aconoidasida; Haemosporida; Plasmodiidae
Product: asparagine-rich antigen Pfa35-2
Exons: 1
Coding region: 1-9420 (3139 amino acids)
Cellular component (GO): Set1C/COMPASS complex
Source: RefSeq, a predicted model, not a curated record